Molecule: messenger RNA, 491 nt
Organism: Ambispora leptoticha
Lineage: Eukaryota; Fungi; Glomeromycota; Glomeromycetes; Archaeosporales; Ambisporaceae
Source: the annotation of a GenBank genome assembly
AUGACUGCUGUUGCGAUGAUUAUCCAAUUAUAAGAGAUGAUCCGUCUAAAGUAAAAAGAGGAGGAGUAGAGAUGCCGUGCUGCGAACCGAAGCCCAAGCAAUGCUGCGAUUGUAUACUUGAUUAUUGUAACUUUAUACCUACGAGAUGCGAUAAACAUCAACGAAUACUUGGUCAAAUUCAAUUCCAACAAUUUAAAAAUUGUUCCAUAAAAGCUACCGGUUAUCUAAUCAAAGCCAAGGCUUGCUGUGAAAAUUGUGAUGAAGUCGUGAGUCCACCAAAUUUAGAUUUCCAUGUCGUCGACCCAACUAAUUACAAUAACGUACAAUUAGAUCUCGACAGUAUUGUUACUUUAGGCAAAACUUUUUCAAACUGGGUUUUCCCAGUAGGCAGAACCUUAAAUGGAUUCAAUCAGUUUACUUGUUUGGUGGCGAUCGAUACUUCAAGCAACGAAAAUAAAGAUUACAUUCUUGGAACAGCCCCGGUCAUUAUG